This is a messenger RNA of Salvia miltiorrhiza (redroot sage), 2421 nucleotides long. RefSeq lists its product as uncharacterized. The coding region runs from base 90 to 2078 and encodes 662 amino acids. The transcript is spliced from 2 exons. The record is from RefSeq and is a predicted model, not a curated record. Lineage: Eukaryota; Viridiplantae; Streptophyta; Magnoliopsida; Lamiales; Lamiaceae. Gene Ontology annotation, molecular function: protein binding.
GGGCCAGAGUCCAACCAGGACUAUCCCCUUUCGCGGUUUUCCUCUCUCUCUCUCUCUCUCUCUCUCUCUCUUCCAACUCAACUCCUUCCAUGGAGGCCCCACCACUCUCCACUGCUCCUCCAACAACUCCCACCACCACCACCACCACUCCAUCGGCGGCGGCGCCCUACCCGGACUCCGCUGCCUCCUCCCCGCGCUCCCGCAAGCACGACUCCUGGGACGCUGAGCCUCCGCCGCCGCAGGCCGCCAAGCUCCGCCUCAUGUGCAGCUACGGCGGCCACAUCGUCCCCCGCCCCCACGACAAGACCCUAUGCUACGCCGGCGGCGACACACGCAUCAUCGUUAUCGAUCGCCACACCCCCCUCUCCGACCUCCACCACCGCCUCUCCAAAACCCUGCUCAACAACCAGCCCUUCUUCCUCAAGUACCAGCUCCCCACCGAGGACCUGGAUUCCUUAAUCACCAUCACCUCCGACGAGGAUCUCGAGAACAUGGUGGAGGAGUACGACCGCCUCCACAAUGCCGCCGCGGCGAAGCCCGGCCGCCUCCGCCUCUUCCUGUUCCCCAAGUCGCCGACGAGCAUCGAUCAGCUCCUCGUCCAGACCACGUCGAGCAAGCCGGAGGACUGGUUUUUCAACGCGCUUAAUGGAAAAUCGGGGAACCUGUCCACUGCUGCUAGCGAUCGCGGAUUCUCGGACUCGUCUUCGGUCAAUAAUCUGCUCGGAUUGGACGAUGAAUUCGCAGGGAAGGCGGCGGAGAAAGACGCCGAGCUCAAAAUUGAGGCGUCGAAAGUUGGGGGCGCUGCCAACGGAACCGCUCACGGCAAUUACGUGAUUAAUCAGGACGUGCACUCGGUUCCAGAUUCUCCGAUGCUCGAUACCACGUCGUCGUUCGGCUCCGCCUCGAGCUCUCCGUCCAUCCCGAAUUUGCCGCGUAUAAAGGUUCAUGUGGAGGAGAAUCGCAAGGUCGGAGGGUUGGGAAUUGAGGAGCAGUUUCAGCAGAUAAGUGUUAACCCGCCGUCGCAGAAGCAGGAGGAGGAAGAGGUUUUCAUGUCCGCCGGAGCAGCCGCCGGAGCGGCGGCUUCUCCGCUUCCGAUAGUUGUUGGCGGUGAGUAUCGGUUUAUUUCCGACGACGAGAGAUCGGAUCACGGCGGACAGAGAAAACUGCAGCAGAUUCAGCAGGCGCAGUUGCAAUCGCAGCAGAUUCCUCACUUUCAGCAGAAACAGACAAAUGCUUUUGAUUUGUCGUCUCCACAUUCGGUAUCAAGUGAUGGAAGUGGAGCAAAUCAAUUGUAUAGGCAGAGGCAAGCUAUUUAUCACCAAGAACAGCUCGUACAAAUUCAAUCUGGAAACAGCAGAACUCCUUCAAAUCCGGUUGAUUUCAACUCUGUGGAUCAAUCAAACGCCAAAGUUCAGAUGCAACCGCAGCUUCAAGAAUCCGGUUAUGUACUCAGCGGCCAAUUCGAUCAGAUUCAACCCGAGCUGCAUCAACCACAGCAGUUCAUUCACGCUGGUAACCAUUACAUCCCAUCUAAUGCAGUUCCAAUCCCGUCAUAUUACUCUGUAUAUCCUUCCCAGCCGCAGCCCCAUCCACACCAAGCCGUGCUUGAUCAGCAUUACCCUGUUUACUAUGUGCCUGGGACUGGUAGACCAAACCCACCUUAUAACUUGCCGAUGCAGCAACCUAGUUACGGUGAAUUAGGUCAAGCCGCACCUUCUAGCCACCCUCAAACGGCACCUGUAGCCUCGCAGGCAGCUUACAAUCAUGCCAGAAAUGUUCCUUCAUCCAAACCAGAAAUGGUUAGUGGUUUGUAUAGAACAGCUGCUACGGCAGCUCCUCAGACGGUCCAAGUGCCCGCAAGCCAAGCUCAAUAUGUCGGUUAUCCUCCAAUUCAUCAUUCAUCAAAUCCGAAUUAUGCUUAUGAAUUCGCUGAUCCAGCCCACGCGCAAAUGUACUACACCCCGUUGCCACCUCAAUUGGCUGCUCAGUACCAGACCAUGAAAUCGGCCCCUGCUAUGGCUGGAAAGGAUGCAUCUGCACCGCUCUCAGCUGAGAUGGUCCAGCAUGGUAGCCGGUAGGGGUUUGCAGCCGUUUCAGGUGAGCUGGGAAUGGAUGUACAAUUUUGCAGCAGCUGGUUUGGUCUAUCUUUGAAGCUUAUAAUACAGUGUUCCAAUGAUCUUGCACUCUUCUUUAUUGAGGAGGUCCUAGUGAUAUUUUCUUAUUGGGCUGUGAUGUGUAAUUGUAAUAGUUAAUAAUAUACUCUGGUCUUUGUCUUAAUUCUGUGUAUGUUAUGUUAUUGUUAUCAAGUGAAAAUGGGGUGCUACCUGAUAUCAUACUGUAAAAAUUGCACCACAAAGCCACAUUGUCCUGUGUAUAUGAACAUAUUUAUGGAUCAUUGGAGAAAAAAUGUGUUUAGUCAAA